Molecule: messenger RNA, 6929 nt
Organism: Ictalurus punctatus (channel catfish)
Lineage: Eukaryota; Metazoa; Chordata; Actinopteri; Siluriformes; Ictaluridae
Exons: 3
Coding region: 674-2050 (458 amino acids)
Biological process (GO): base-excision repair
Cellular component (GO): nucleus
Molecular function (GO): phosphoric diester hydrolase activity; DNA-(apurinic or apyrimidinic site) endonuclease activity; double-stranded DNA 3'-5' DNA exonuclease activity
Source: RefSeq, a predicted model, not a curated record
CCCAACCUGAACUAAGAUCAAGUGAUCAAGUGAUCAACCAGCAACAACAACAACAACAACAACAACAACAACAACAAACACAGGUGACUGCUGACACAAGGCUUCCAGCCAGUGUACUGGUGCGUUAAUUCAGCUCGAGCAGCGUGGAAAUAAAAAAAAUUAGACUUGAUGUCGAAACUCCCGUUUCACUGCUGCAGUGUCCGGUGUAAAAUUUUAGCAAUGCAGAGAUUACAGACUGCAGUUUUGUCAUCAUUCCACACAAAAUGCAUCUUCUUUACACACAGCAUGAAAUCAAUGUGUUUUCCCGCCCUCUUUUGAUAGACAGGAUAUAAUUGCUCCUGAUCACUGGAUGUUUUUAAACUAUCCCCGAUGGCCGAUAGCAUGAAAAAUUGCCUUUAUGGGCCUAUACAUAUCAUUGGCUGAUACAUCGGUGCAUCUCUAUUAGUUAGUAUUUACUGAAAACUGUAUUGAGAAUACAUAAUGAAUAGAUAACUGUGUUCAUAAAAAGACAUAUUGUCAAAAUUCAUUCAUAAAUGUAUGGCCUGAUAUGAAAGAACGAAAAAAGCUGUAGUUUGAUACUUGCUUUUAAACAUACAAUACAUAACAAACAUAAAAUAUAUGAAAUAAUUGUUAUUUUAAAUUGUCUAUUUUAUUUACAGAGGUUUAAUCAAAAAUGACAUCAAACGCUGAAACAAACCUCUGUUUUGUCUCCUGGAACACAAAUGGUAUUAAAAAAAAGAUUGUAAAAAUAUUGGACGUUCUCUGUAACCUUCAAGCUGAUAUUGUUUUUCUACAAGAAACACAUGUUGGGCCAACAACAAAAUGUCGCCAAGCCAUUAAUAUGGUUAAAAACUGGGACGUCUACAAUACUGAAUACAGUUCUCAAAGCAAAGGAGUUGCAAUACUGAUAAGAGACUCUGUACAGUUUGAAUACAUAUGCCAUGAUGUGGAUAGCAGUGGAGGCUACCUUGUGCUCUUCUGUCAUCUGUAUGGUGAACUGUACACUCUUGUUAACGUGUACAAGCAUAAGAAAGACAAAGUUGUCUUGAAUAGUCUGAAGGACUAUUUGAUGGAGAGAGCUGAGGGGGUGCUAGUGGUUGGAGGUGAUUUCAAUUCACUUUUAGAUCCCAGAGUAGAUCGCAAUCCUCCAAAGUCAAGAGAAUCACCAUCAAAAGUUUUAGAAGACUUUAUUGCAUCACUGAACCUCAGAGACACCUGGUCAAACAUACAUACUGAUAAUGAUGCAGAGCGAUUUACAUUCAAAUAUCCUUGUGGUUAUUCCAGAAUAGACAUGUUUUUCCUGCAAAAUGCCACAAUAAAUCAAGUACUUAGCAUUACAGUUGAAAAAGGUUUUGAGGGACAAAAAAUGGAUCAUUUCCCUCUUGUCUUAAAACUCCCCACAAGGUUAAGGACAUAUGAAUACAAUCCUGACAGGUGCCAAGGAAAGAUUAGUCUUAAAGAAAUACUGAGUGCUAUAAAGUAUUUAACUGACAAAGAAGAACCCAGACCAAAUAUGAAUGAUGAGAAGGUCUACAAAAAAAAAUGCUGUACAUUGAAGAUUAAGUACAAUAAAAUAUUAAAUACACUGAAGGUACCUAAAAAUUAUAAACCUUCAGGAGACAACAACAUGGAAUAUUUGAUAUUUUCAGAAAUUUUGGCCAAGCGCCUCUUGCCAUUCAGUUCAUGUGAAACUGAUAACUGUGCCACUGUGAACAUUGAGAGCCCACAGGAAAUCAGGUGGUCUUACCUGAAGACAAUAUUUGAUAAGCUAGAUUAUUGUUAUUAUAAAGAGAAAGACCCAAAACAGGCCCCGUUUGCCCCCCCACCAGACCUCCGCAUUCUGGAUCGUCUUCUUCCUAAAGUCCAAAGCUCUACUGAGGAUCUCAGAGUUUUACAGCCUGACUGUCCACUAGCCAAUGCUAUCCUCAAUCUGGCAAAUAAACAGCUGGUUGAUAUGCUUCAGUUGUUCCAGAAUGAUUCAGGACUGAAGUUAAAUACUGUACUUCAUGGACUCAAACAAACACACACACACACAAAUAAGUCACUUUGAGCCUAAAUAAUUGAAGAACUUUUAAAGGGCCUUUAACAGCAAUUAGAACAUUAAGCACAGGACAGGUUGAGAAGUUUUAUUCCCCCUCUACAGCAGCUACAUCACAAAUUGUGCUACAACCUCUCUAUAAACAUCAGAGGUACACAUCUAUUUUUAUGUCUAGAUGAAAAGAAAAAAAAAAACUUAUGCUGGCUUUUAUCUCUUAUGUAUUUCUUUAUUAUAUUUAAUUAUGAUUGCUAUUAUGAUUUUGUUGAUAGUAGCACAGUGGGUCAUCACUGUCCAUCACUAGUCCGAAUUAAAAUAGAUUCAGAAAAUAUCAGGGGUUUCAGGCACUAUCUACAGUUACUUUGAUUCGCUUAGAUUGGUUUAGCUUUGCUUCACGAGCUGGGAAUAUUGUAUUAAUCUCUAAGUUGUUAGGGUGUAUUUGUACACGUAAAAUGAAACUUUUAUUUAAAAUGUUUAAAAUUUAAAUAAGAUAUAAGUGUUGUAAUUAAUUUUGUUGUUGAGUUUUGUAAAUUAUUACAGCAAUGGUGCAGUGCUUUGUGCAAUCAUUAUAUAUACAUUAACAGUUUUUUUCUUUUUUUUCUUUUUUUUUUUGGCCUUUGUCAAGAAUAAUGCUACAUUCAUGUUUACUGUGUUUAUGAGAUACUUGUAUUUGAAAAAAAAAAAAAGGCAUCCUUAAUAUGUCAUAUUUCUUUCUUGGAGAUGUUUGGCUAUCCUAAUAGACAUUAUGGAAGUUUGUACAGAUGUGCAUCAUGUUUGCUUGGUUGUGUAUUAAUCUGUUACUUCCAUCCCCGCUUUAAUUGAAGACAAUCUGCUGCAAGGCAUUCACCACUAAGUAUUAUUUUAGAAGGUUUUACGGCAUCUCUGAAUCUUAGAGACACCAUGCCUUCACUUUACUGAUGAGGGCUUUACACAGUUUCACAACCAGUCAUUCCUGGAUAAACUUUAGACACAAUGGGAAAAUACAAACUACAGAGCCAUAGAGUUAAACUACAGAAAGUUUUUGAUAAAUGUCCUCUUGUACUAAAAGAGUAAAUACAUUUAAAACAGAACAAAACAAAAAACUCUGGAGAGAGAUACAGACACAGAGUGAAAUAAAAAUGUCCACUGAUGAUAUCAUUAAAUCUACUGUACAAAUACUGUACUCCCUGACAAAUAAACAAAACUGAAAUACUUUCACAUCUAUAAGCAAAAUUAAGUUACACAGUUCGGUAAUGUGAGAGUUAACACUGUAAUGCAUAAUAAAGUACGAAACAGUGCUAGGUUGCAUUUAGGAAACCAUUUCUGACAAUAAGUACCAACCCCCUGCCUAGCCUAGCAAAAUUACAAACAACUACCAUAUCUGCAUUGUAUGGUGCAUUGAAUGACCAACUAAUCAGUUAGUACAUUACAAGGUUGAACUUACAGUUAAUAGUGAUAUGCAAAACCUUGCCAUCGUUCAGUUAAUAUGGACAUAAGACAGUGGUUUGGAACAGCACCAACAUCGGCAAUAAAUGAUUGCAGUGACAACCAAGUUUAAGCAAAUGAAUGAUUUGGCUAAUAAUAGUUCCUUUAUUAGUGCAUCUAAUCCUGACACACAGACAAGCUGCAGCGAUGGAGGUAAUGUUAGCAUUCCUGAGAACACUGAUGCUGCCGGGCUAAGCAGCCGAUGGAGACUGACAUGUGCCCCGAUGAUUUGAGAGUGGAUGGGCGUAUGCAAGUCAGACUUGAGAAGUACCCUUCAUGUCUCUUUGAUAUUAAAAAGAGUUUAUUCAUGCCAUCAUGGUAUUACAAGUGAGGGUGGCUUGAAUAUUAAUAAUACCCGUGCAGAAAAGUUCAGUCUUCUCAGACCAAGUCAGUGUGGCUGGCCAAUAGGGGGAGCUGGGGCACCGUUCUUUCAAGUUAUCCAGAGAAACAUGUUAAACAUAAGGUAAAUAUUGUUUAAAAUAUAUUGCAAAAUAAUUAUGAAAUAAAAUUAUUUAGUCAUACUAUUGACCUUUUAGUCAUGUUAGCAUUUAUUAAAGAAUUAAAAAAUCCAAAUUGUAUUUCAUUCAUAUCUGUCUGCAGUGUGCUGGCCAAGAAUGCGUAUGUAGGUCAUUAAACUAAUGAAGAGCAGGUGACUUGAGGCUGUUCUGUAAUUGACUUGCUUCAUAUUGUCCUCUGGGAACAGCUCCUUGCGCCCCAGACACUCACACUUUUGUUGUUAACGAGUCAAUGUAUUUUUUCACCUCAUGUGAUUGGACCAACGACUCUCUCUCCCACUCAGCAGCUUGUCAGCUGACCGGUACUGCAAGAGAUUGUUAACAAAGUAGAAGUAGGCACAACAUUUCUUCCAGAUGAAAUAAAAUUCGGUUUUAUUUUUUUUUUUACAAAAAACCCUUUCACAAGGCUUUCAAAUGAAGAAAAAAAAAAUAUAAAGGAGCUGGGACCAGAUUGACCCAACUUACAAAUUCAGCAGCAGUGAUCGUGGACGAGCUUAAACCAACGUUUCUCCAACACUUGUUAUGGCAAACAGAGUUGCUACUGGCCAUUGUUUAGGCAACAUUACAGUGUAUUUUUUUUUAAAGUGAUUACAGUUUUUUGAGUGAUUAUCUUGAUUACUUUAUUGCUGAUGAUAAACCCACAUUAAACUCAAAGUCACUGAUUCGUGCUACCUUAUUGCAUAGUUUAACAGUUAAAUUUUCCGUUUUUAGUUAAGCAGUGGUGAUACAUUGUUAUAUCACCUGUUAUUUAACAAUUACAUUCAGUCCUGCAUUACUAAAGGUGUGAUUUUCAGUUUGUUUGUAUCCUCCCCAAAAUUUUUAGCACCAGCCAUCACUGGUCCAAAUGUGAUCCAGCUUUCACUAGCAAAGGCUUCAUUGACUGGAAACACAGCAGUGAAGUCUAAUAAGGGACUUAACAGACAUGGGACUUCCAAGGAACAUUUGGCCUGUUUCAGUGAGUGGAAAGAAAGAGAGCAGCGUAUAGAGAAAUGGAAACAAAUCCCAAUGCUAGUUAGUGCAGAUCAGCUAAAGAAAAAAAAAAAAACAGUACUACCUUUCUAGCAUUAUUGAUGUCAUUGAGUUUGUAAUUCCUAACCUGUUGCCUUCAUGGGGUAAAUUAGAUGUAUUUGGUGAUAUCUCAGAAGGAGGAAGUGGGCUUUUUCUAUCUUUAUUUUACUUAAGGAUAGAAAAAAGCAUAAGGAGAGAACCCCAGUUGGCCCAAAUUAUGAAGUCGAAUCCCCAACACGCUACUUACACAAGUCAUGGGAUGCAAAAUAGAUCUUAUUUGCAUUAUGAGCAAUUUUGUGACUGAAUCAAUUGUGAAAGAAAUUGGAGACUCUUGGUUCACAAUAAUAAUAAUAAAAAAAGAUGUAACAAGGUAUCCUGCUGGAAAAAAAUGUCUCCAUAGUUAUUCUUUUUUUCAACGAAGAAACAAUAGAAAUAACAGAAUUUCUGCUUGUGAUGGCCAUCGCAGACAUGCAACGCUUUCUACAACUUUUUCUGUAAACCCACCAGUGCCACACCUUACAGAGGUGAAAAACUGAAAUGUUUGCUGGACCAGUGGGCUGCCUGUAGUGGCUCCAUACUGUGGGUAUAUUGUGGGCCCAUAAUAGGCACCAGUGGGGCCCAUCAUAUGCCUACACUUUGGGCUGGUUGUGGGAUGCCCCACUGCAGCCCCACCUGGGCCUCAUAGGGUGUGGCCUGCACAUGCCCCACAUGGCCCCCAUAGCCUGUGUGGGGCCAUUGCGGGCAUACUAUAUACCUGCACACUCUAGGCAUACUGUAGGCACACCGUGGGAGCACUGGGCAUACUAUGGCCAUACUGUGGGCAUGUUCUGUGGGUCCUUAAUAAAUAACAAAAUUAGUUUGGUCCUACUUUGCACCUGCAGUAUACCACAACAUUACUAUUAAUGCAUAUGCAAAAAAAAAAAUGCACUUGUAGACUAACUAAAACUAUGUUUUAAGAAAAAAGGAAGAAAACAAAAAAAAUUGUACAAAACAGAGCAUGUGGAUACUGAAUGCUUUUUAGUAAACAGAAUCACAUAUGAAGCACAUUUUAAAACAUAAAAAAGAACAAACAUAGAACCACAUUAGAACACAAUAAGUAUGAAUCAAUCCCCUCAGGGGCACCAGUGGAUAUGUGCUAUCUAAAAGAGAAAGAAAGAGACAGAAAGUGAGAGAGACAGAAGAGAGACAGACACAGAGAGACAAAUAGACAGACAUAGAGAGAAAGAGACAGACAGACAUACAGACAGACAGAGGAGGAGACAAACAGAGAGAGACCUAGACACAGCAUUCACAAUAGUACAACAUCGAUGCAACAAUAAUAAUAACAAUAGUAAUAAUAAUACAAUAAUAUAAUUUUGAGUGCAGGACUUCAACAUGCUACUUGUUUAUACAAUAUUGUAUUAUUACGUUUACUUAAGUAAAGAAUGAGUACUUCUUCCACCGGUCUUAGUUCUAAAUAAUCAAUGUAAAAACAAAGAAAUUCACUGCGGAUUAUCUGAUUAUACGUACAUACUCUGCUUUUUGCUGCUGGCUCUAGCACUUUGACACAAUAUACCUAAUUAAUGGUCCUUAAUGCCCUUAAGUUUGAGCACUUUUUGGAUUUGGACUAAACUUUUACAUUUUUCCCUUUUUACAAUUUUUUUUUUUACAAUUUUUUUUUUUUUAUUAUUAUUAUUUUACACUUUUCCAUUAAGAACAAUUGGGAAAUGUCUGGAAAGUUUGGGGACUUAAGCUCCUGAUGUAUUGUCAAAAGCCACUGAUCUUCUUGAAGAUUGAACAUGUUUAACUUCACAAAUAAAACAAGUUUUAUGCCUUUUAUUUGUUCUCCCAGUAAUAGAAAUCCAUUUGUCCAUGAUGAAAAGCAGCCGGCACUGGCCGUGGUAGAUUACCACUUACAUUACACGUUC